This is a messenger RNA of Mollisia scopiformis, 1166 nucleotides long. Its product is annotated as Metallo-hydrolase/oxidoreductase. Bases 231 to 1106 code for a protein of 291 amino acids. The record is from RefSeq and is a predicted model, not a curated record. The transcript has a single exon. NCBI's taxonomy places the organism in Eukaryota, Fungi, Ascomycota, Leotiomycetes, Helotiales, Mollisiaceae.
CUGAAAUUUGUCUACACCUAUCAUCUCUGCCUUUUUAGUUUUGCGUGAAGCUGUUUAUCUCGUUCAAUUCCAACCAGUGUUAACAGGAUCUUGUAAUUGGCUUCAAUACUUACCUCGGUGUAGGUUCAGUAAUCACCUCAGGUCGGCUAUUCAAGUUGCGUGGACAAAGUACAAGAUGUACAGCAUCCAGCCAGCAGGCAAGUUCACCCACAUCUCACAAGUCCCAAGAAAUGUCCUCCCUCAAAGCAGACGUUUAUGUCUCCCCUCCCAUUCCCUGGAAGAAGCCCAAUGGCACCGUCGGCGGACCUUGGUCACCUAUCACUAGCACACUAAUCCACUCACCUUCCUCCGCGAUCCUAGUCGACACUCCCAUCACCAUCUCCCAAACAACGGACCUGAUAACCUGGAUCAAAGCAACCAUACCUACCAAGAAACUGACCAAGAUAUACAUAACGCACGGCCACGGCGACCAUUUCUUCGGCCUGCCUCUCUUACUAAAAGAGUUUCCAGAAGCGGAAGCAAUCGCAACGAAAGGAACCGUAGAGCACAUGAAACAACAGAUCACUCCUCAACUGCUCUCCAAAACAUGGGAAAUCCAAUUCCCAGACCAAAUCGCAAAGCCAUUCAUCCUCGCAACCCCCUUACCCGAAAACGGAGAAAUAGAUCUCGACGGACACACUUUGCACGCCAUCGAUGUCGGCCAAGCCGACACCCACUCCUCGACCAUCCUCUGGGUACCGUCCCUCAAGCUCGCCGUGUGCGGCGACGUUGUGUACGGCACCGUGCACCAGAUGCUGGGCGAGUGCGAUACGCGCGCCAAACGCGAUGCUUGGAUAGCGUCUAUCCGCAAGGUCGGGGCGUUGGGGCCGGAGAUGGUGGUGCCGGGACACAAGAGGGCGAGUGAGAUGGAUGGGAGCUAUCAUCUUGCUGCUACAAGGGUUUAUAUCGAGACGUUUGAGGAGAUGUUGGGGAGAGCAAAGGAUGCGAGGGAGUUGGCGGGGUGGAUGCUGGAGAGGUAUCCGGAGAGGUUUAAUGAGGGGGCGUUGAUUGUGGGGUGUGUGAAUGCUUUUAGGGCUUUGAAGAGGGAGAGGGAGGGGAAGUUGUGAGGGAUGUUUGAAAAAUAUAUGAAGGAAUGAAUCUUGAAAACGCUGUGCUGCAGAACGAAG